AUGCCGAAAAUUAGGCCCCUGUCUGCCGAGUUGACAAAGAAAGCUGCCGAAGAGCUGUUUGAGAAACCGGAACGGCUGGAUGAAGAUCUGGACGCCCUCCGGGUGUGGCUGUCGCAAUGCCCACACAUCAAGGCACGAACGGACGAUCAGUUCCUGAUGAUGUUCUUGCGUGGCUCGAAGCACAGCCUUGAGAGGGCGAAAGAGAAGCUUGAUAUGUACUACUCGGUCCGAACGUCCAUGCCGGAACUUAUGCUCAAUCGGGAUCCUGAGGAGGCCAAGAUCAAAGAGCUGAUUGAGUUGGGUUCUCUGAUACCGCUACCGAACACAGCAACCCCGGAUGGCCCGAGAAUCAUUCUUGUUCGACCCGGAGUAUACGACCCUAGUAAAUACACGAUUGAAGAGGUGUUCAAGUACAACACUAUGGUGGUCGAUAUUAUGAUGAAGGAGGACGAUAAUCUGAUCGUAGCUGGACAGAUGGGAAUCAUGGACCUGGCCAACACGACGAUGGCUCAUUUUCUACAUUUUAGUCCCUCAUUCGUGAAGGAGGCUACAACUUCCAUGGUGAUCGAUAUUUUGCUAGCGGGCGAG
Messenger RNA from Anopheles bellator, 588 nucleotides. RefSeq names its product retinol-binding protein pinta-like. Gene Ontology annotation, molecular function: phosphatidylinositol bisphosphate binding. The transcript is spliced from 2 exons. NCBI's taxonomy places the organism in Eukaryota, Metazoa, Arthropoda, Insecta, Diptera, Culicidae. The record is from RefSeq and is a predicted model, not a curated record. Gene Ontology annotation, cellular component: membrane. The annotation marks the transcript as partial.